AGCAUAAUUUAUUUUUUGGACAUUCAAAAUAGUAUAAUGACUGCUUGCUUUUGUAAUUUUAUAUAGAACGGGGCUUCUCUUUUUUUUCUUUUUCUUUCUGGCGCUCUCUUCCUUCUCGGACACUCUUCUUCACUCGGUCGCUCUUCUUCUUUGGUUCAACUUCUUCCACCCCUCUCUGGCUGCAAUUUCUCAGAACUGCAAAUUCUUCCAUCUUUGAGUUGAUUUCGAAUCCAUCCAAUUUUCUUCCGACCCAAUUCCUGGCGAGUGCUUAGGCUUUGCUUUCCCUUUCCCCUCAUUUGCGUCGUCUUAUGAUCGUCUACUUUACACCGAUUCCACCGUCAUUAUUGCAGCGUAAAAAUGUGAAUGGAAGAGUGAAAAGUGACGGAAUCAGAACCGGCUGUUUCCUCAAAGCCCUAAUUCCUCCCUCAGUCGUGUAAAGCACAUAGCUGGGUUGGAAGAAUUUGUGAAGUUGCCGAGUUUUCUGACGAACAAGCGUUCAUGUCUGACCCGCCUAUCGACGGUGACAGCCUCGUAUGGUUAUGGCUGAUUGAGUACCUAGCAAGCUUCCCAGAGACAGACUCUUUAGUUCUCCGUCAAUUGAUAGAGCAAGCGUCAGCUUUCCCCACUGAUUUCACCAAAAGCGCGAGGGAAAGGGUUGCUCUAAGGCGCUUUGAGGCUUUGUAUGCUGUGACAAAUGGGGUUCCAUCUUCUUCGGAGCCCAAGGUGGCAAUCGAUCAGUCAAACAGCUGUGAAGAUGUGAUCCGAACAAUAUUGCAGGAGCUUCCGUUGUCAGAUAUGAGAAAGGGUGGGGCAGAGCUGUUGAAAUGGGAUAUCCAGCCUUUCAUUAUGCACAAGAAUGCUUCCAUGCCUAAAUGUGCUUUAGAGCAGAUAAAAGAGAUGAUUGUAGAAGGUUCCGACUCAUUUUCUGCUUUAUUGGCUAAAUGUAGUGGAUUGCCUAGGAGUUGUAAUGUCCAGGAGGAAAAUGGGCAUCUAUCCGAAGAAGGUACACAAAGAGAUACUGGUAAAUGUGGUCAGACGAGAGUUAAUGAUGGCUCAAAGAAAAGCAGUUUUCUGACCUCCCAAGGUCUGCUGAGUAAGGAGUUUAUGGCUGCAGCUGAUUUUUCAGGGUCAGAUCUGUGUGUCAUAUGUAGCAGAAAUGGCCAGUUGUUAUGUUGUGGUACAGAUGGUUGCCCUCUGGCGAUUCAUGAAAGCUGCUUGGGUUUUACACCAAGCUCUGAUAAUAGAGGACAAUUCCGCUGCUCCUUUUGUGCAUAUUCUCUUGCCAUUUCAAACUACAAGAAAGCUAAGGAAAGGGCAUCUGUGAUGUGGAAGCAACUAAGUGCAUUUCUUCAUGAAGUUCCAGAGAAUUCAUCAAUUGGACAUUCUAAGAGAUCAUCUCAAGAUGGGUUGAGGAAUCUGCGGAGGAGGAAAGGCAAUCAAACGAAUAAUGGAAAAGAUGUCAAUGAAGGCAAUGAUAGCCAAUUGCAUAAUGGAAAAGAUGGUGUACAAGUCGAGGCUGUGCCUGCCCAUUGUGUCAGCAAUCACCCUACUAGUGAACAGGAUCCAGGGGCUGUUCUUUCUGUUUCAAGAACUCAAUCGUGCCCAUCAGUAAGAGUACCGGAAAGACAGCAGGACCCUGAUCUUUCUGAGCCCCCAUGCUUUGGUAAUAAUCCAUCACGCGAAAAGAAAGAUGUAGUUCUGGAAGAAACGGGGCAAGCUAAAGGAGUGACUGAGAAGGAAGUUCCAGAAAAGAUACUAGACCACAAACUUGUGAUGCCUAUUCGUGCUAUCCCAACGGGUGUAAGAGCCUCUACCAAUGAAAAUGAUAAAGCUAUGAGCCCUAACCACUCUUUGAUUUUGAGAAAGAGAAAAAGGAAGGAUAAUAUUUCUUCACCAAGGCGACGCAAGGUUCAAUGGACAGAAGCGGAAGAAACGAAGCUCAAGGAAGGGGUAGAGAAAUUCCCCAACAACGGAAAUCUUCCAUGGAAGUCCAUAUUAGAGUAUGGGAGGGCUGUUUUUUGUGAUACUCGCAAUCCCGAGGACCUUAGGAGUAAAUGGAAGAAGAUGUGUAAAAGAUAGUAAGAGUUAUCAGCCAGCCUGGUAAGAUUCAACUCAGUUUUUCCUCCAUUUCCCCCCGUUCUUCUGCAUAUAUGCUUAUUCUGCGAUGCUUUCUAAUUGUUGGUAAUUCCCCGGGAUAGAUCUCAUCUUGAUUGUUGCAGAAGCUAAAGUGCCGGCUCGAUGUUCACAUUUGUUAACUUCUGUAGCAUUAAGUGUUACACUAGAGCUUUACCAGGAAAACAAUGUUGUGCUAGAGAAUCUGACCAAUAUGUACAAAUUUGCAGGUUUUUCUUUUGUGAUCGACCUUCGUUUGCUUGGUCAAUAGAGAUGGAGAUGCCACAUAGAAUUUUGAUCGAAGUUCUCGCUUCAGUUGAUGGUCUGAUGGGUAGGAGUCAUUUUGACCAAUCAAUUUGGCAGCAGUAAUUAGAAUGUUGUCAUUAGACUCGUGAUACGUUUUGAAGUCUUCUUUGUAUGUUUAGUUUGCUAAAAACUGCAACAGAGACAUGUAUAUGGUGUAACUCUGAAUGCACGAAUACCAGCAUAUGUAUUUAUUGAACUGAGAUCAUUCUGUUGAAUAGUAAGCAUUGGUGUGCAUAAUUGUCAUCCAGCCUAGCUUGUUCUAACUUCUACGGCUGUUGUUAUCUUGACUCCACAGUCUGUCCAC
Molecule: messenger RNA, 2722 nt
Organism: Linum tenue
Lineage: Eukaryota; Viridiplantae; Streptophyta; Magnoliopsida; Malpighiales; Linaceae
Source: the annotation of a GenBank genome assembly